Phragmites australis (common reed) is the source of this 3481-nucleotide messenger RNA. RefSeq names its product copper-transporting ATPase PAA1, chloroplastic. Lineage: Eukaryota; Viridiplantae; Streptophyta; Magnoliopsida; Poales; Poaceae. Gene Ontology annotation, cellular component: membrane. The record is from RefSeq and is a predicted model, not a curated record. Gene Ontology annotation, molecular function: ATP hydrolysis activity; P-type divalent copper transporter activity; copper ion binding. Bases 274 to 3063 code for a protein of 929 amino acids. Gene Ontology annotation, biological process: monoatomic cation transport; copper ion homeostasis. The transcript is spliced from 17 exons.
AGGUGGUCCGCAGUGGACGGGAGAAAGAGAAGCCCGGUCGUGCGCGUCCCCCGGCACACACUGGUGCUGCACGCAGUGCGCACCCAGCCAAAAGCCCCCAAACCCAAUCCACCACCAGGUCCACCACGUUUCGCCCUCCAAACCGCCGCCUCCCAUCCCAGCUCCCACCUCCCGCACUCGAAACGACGCUGCAUCCUCGCGCCGCGGGAGCAAUGCGCCGGUCGCUUCACGCUACCGCCGCCACCGCUAGGUCCUUCUAGAAGCCUCCGUACGAUGGACCCGGCUACGCCUCUCCUCGCCCUCUCGAAGGCCGUCUCCUCCCGCUCCAGGCCCUUCCUCCUCCGACGCGGCGGCUGCCUCCCCCCGGCCGCCCCGCUCCGCCACCGCUCCCCCUCUGCCGCCUCCGCGUCAGCGUCAGCGCCGCGGUGCCUCGCCGUACCGGGCGACCUCCUCCUCCUCUCCCUCGCGCGCCUCGCGCUCCGCGGCCCGGGACCUCGGCGGUGGUUCGCGAGCGUCUCGGCUGCCUCGUCGCUCGCGUCGGCCGGUCCUCCCCGCGGCGGUGGAGGUACGGGGAACGGUGAUGGUGAGGGCGGCGGCGGCGGCGGGGACGGGUGGAAGCGGCCGCGAGCUUCCCAGGGGACGAGGGUGGCGGAGGAAGCGGCAGGGCAGCAAGCCGAUGCCAUUGUCCUUGACGUUGGGGGGAUGUCAUGUGGUGGAUGUGCGGCAAGUGUCAAACGCAUUCUGGAGAGUGAGCCUCAGGUGAGGUCAGCAACUGUUAAUCUUGCCACUGAGAUGGCAGUUGUAUGGGCAGUGCCAGAAGAUAGAGAUGUGCAGGACUGGAAGCUGCAGUUGGGCGAGAAGCUUGCCAACCAGUUGACGACAUGUGGGUAUAAAUCCAACCUUCGAGAUUCUUCAAAGGUGAGUUCACAGAGGGUUUUCGAAAGAAAGAUGGCCGAAAAACUUGAAAAUCUGAAACAAAGUGGUAGAGAACUUGCUGUAUCUUGGGCAUUGUGCACCGUUUGCCUUAUGGGACACAUUUCUCAUGUCUUUGGAGUUAAUGCACCGUUGAUGCACCUCUUUCAUUCCACUGGGUUUCACUUGUCUCUCUCGAUAUUUACAUUUAUUGGUCCUGGUCGAAGACUAAUACUUGACGGAUUAAAGAGUCUAUUCAAGGGUUCUCCGAACAUGAAUACUUUGGUUGGUUUAGGUGCUCUGUCAUCCUUUGCCGUCAGCUCAAUUGCAACCUUCAUUCCAAAGCUGGGCUGGAAGACAUUUUUUGAGGAACCGAUUAUGUUAAUAGCUUUUGUUCUUCUAGGGAGGAAUCUUGAGCAGAGGGCGAAGCUAAAAGCUACCAGUGAUAUGACUGGACUGCUCAAUAUUCUUCCAUCGAAAGCACGUCUAAUGGUGGAUAAUGAUGUUGAGAAAUCAUCAUUGAUUGAGGUCCCAUGCGAUUCUCUUGCUGUUGGGGACUAUUUUGUGGUGCUGCCUGGGGAUCGCAUCCCAGCAGAUGGUGUUGUCAAAUCUGGAAGGAGUACAAUUGACGAGUCAAGUUUGACAGGGGAACCUAUGCCUGUAACAAAGAUAGCAGGGGCAGAAGUAUCGGCAGGAAGCAUUAACUUGAAUGGUAAACUCACAGUAGAAGUUAGAAGGCCUGGUGGUGAGACUGUCAUGUCUGACAUACUUCGCUUAGUCGAAGAAGCACAGACAAGGGAGGCUCCUGUCCAACGAUUGGCUGACAAGGUUGCAGGGAAUUUUACAUAUGGAGUCAUGGCCCUUUCUGCUGCUACUUAUAUGUUCUGGAGUAUAUUUGGUUCACAACUUGUACCUGCUGCUAUCCAACAUGGAGGUGCAAUGUCUUUGGCAUUGCAACUUUCUUGCAGUGUUCUGGUUAUUGCUUGCCCAUGUGCUCUUGGGCUUGCCACACCCACUGCUGUACUGGUUGGGACUUCAUUAGGUGCAACAAGAGGACUUCUUUUACGUGGUGGGGAUGUUUUGGAGAAGUUCUCAGAGGUUGAUGCCAUUGUGUUUGACAAGACUGGAACUCUAACAAUUGGUAGACCAAUCGUGACUAAAAUAAUAGCUUCCCGCAGCAAGGGAGAUGUGAGUACAAAGGAUUGCAGGGAUGGUGAAUGGACAGAAGUUGACAUUCUGAGUUUUGCUGCUGGAGUAGAAUCAAAUACAAACCACCCGCUUGGAAAAGCCAUCAUAGAAGCUGCCAGGGCUUCCAAUUGCCUCAAUAUGAAGGCAAAUGAUGGAUCCUUUAUGGAAGAACCAGGAUCUGGUGCUGUGGCUACCAUUGGUGGGAAACAGGUUUCUGUUGGGACAUUCGAUUGGAUUAGGAGGCAUGGUGUCGUUCACAACCCAUUCCCAGAAGAAGAAUAUUUUGGCCAGUCUGUUGCAUUUGUGGCAGUGGAUGACGCUCUAGCUGGUCUUAUUUGUUUUGAGGACAAACUCAGAGAAGAUUCUCACCAAGUUAUUGAUACCCUAUCUAAGCAAGGAGUUAGUGUGUAUAUGUUAUCUGGGGACAAGGAAAGUGCUGCUAAUAGCGUGGCUUCAAUUGUUGGUAUCCAGGCAGACAAGGUGUUUGCUGAAGUUAAACCACAUGAGAAAAAGAAGUUCAUAUCUGAACUUCAGAAAGAGCACAGGUUAGUUGCAAUGGUUGGUGAUGGCAUUAAUGAUGCUGCAGCACUAGCUUCAGCUGAUGUCGGAAUUGCGAUGGGUGGGGGUGUUGGUGCAGCUAGUGAUGUAUCUUCAGUUGUACUUAUGGGUAAUAGGUUAUCUCAGCUUGUUGAUGCUUUAGAGUUGAGUAAAGAGACCAUGAGGACAGUGAAGCAAAAUCUGUGGUGGGCUUUCUUGUAUAACAUUGUCGGACUCCCCAUCGCUGCUGGAGCAUUGCUUCCAGUUACGGGGACGAUACUGACCCCAUCAAUAGCUGGGGCUCUAAUGGGUUUUAGUUCGGUAGGAGUGAUGGCCAACUCAUUGCUUUUGAGGGUGAGAUUGAGUUCGAGGCAGAAGCCCAUCAGCCAUUCUGAGACUACGCAAGAGCCACAAAACCAUUUCUGACGCCCUACCAGAUACCACUGAUGAGGCAGAGAAAAAUUACUCAUCAAAAUGGAGGAGUACUUGACUUUAUGGUUCAAAUAUCACAACAUAUUCUUCAUUUGUUCAUGCUGAUUCGCACUCAAUUCAAUAACACGGGCCACAGGAAAUCCACAAUGGUGGGGUGCCGCAGCUUGCUCUAACAGAUAUAAGGUCGGGUAAUGUGUCAUCUAUUCUCUCUCGGCCAUGAAUGUCACUCGUCAGUUAAACAAAUCAAGCAGGUAAACAACAAUAUGGAUAGUAGGAUAGGUGAGAUCAGCUUCUGCGGUUUGGUAGCUCUUUUAUGUUGAAUUGUUGAUUCUCUACGUAAUAUACUAUUGUGUGUGCCACUGGCCUGCUGUACAACUUUCCAGAGCCAAAUACAGGCAUAUGUUUUUUUUUU